Molecule: messenger RNA, 2661 nt
Organism: Botrytis fragariae
Lineage: Eukaryota; Fungi; Ascomycota; Leotiomycetes; Helotiales; Sclerotiniaceae
Product: putative aaa family atpase protein
Exons: 4
Coding region: 1-2661 (886 amino acids)
Molecular function (GO): ATP binding; ATP hydrolysis activity
Source: RefSeq, a predicted model, not a curated record
AUGCGAAGCAAGCAAUCUUCAUCGCUGCAAAAGACAUACGAUGAGUGUUAUUUAAUAUGUUCGACGGCUGUAUAUUUCGAAGGGCAGGGUAAUGAGACAGAAGCUUUAAGAUCAUGGCGGUCGGCUCUCGAUCAAAUCUAUUAUCAUAAUGCAUAUCGAGUUCCCGCAGGCUAUACACCCAAAUCAGAAACCGAAAAGGCGUUGAAGGAUAGUCUGAGGUCGAUGGAAAUGCAAUGCAAAGAGCGUGUCGAUUUACUAGAAGCGCUAAAAGUCUCGCGGGAAGAGAAGAACAACGGAGAAAAGACACCACCAGGAGAAACUAGCAGCGGCAGUGGCAGUGGAAGGCUCAAGUCAUUUUUGAAGUCUUCGCGCGCUUCCUCGGAUUCUCAACGCCCUUCUACCACAAGUAUGAGUAACACAAUCGGCGAGGGUACAAUUCCCGCGGUCAAUUACGAUGGUCUUCCAAAACCGACCCCGCCUCCGUUACCCCAACGACCUUCGAUGGCUCCCAAAAAUAGCUCAGAGAUGGCGGUUGUUGGCGGUGGUAGAAGUGUGUCAAGUUCUUCGAUUGCAUUACCAACAGCAUCAUCGAGGCCGCCCGCUCCAACAUCUCAUCCAUCAGUCCCUGCACCACAACAUAAAAUGUCGAAAGAAUCAAGAAGUCCUAGCCCCGAAAAAGGAGGAAGAACAAUGCUUCAAACUUUAAGAUCUGGCGAUUCCAAGAAGAGUAAAAGCUCUCGGUCAAACAAAAAGAAAGAUGAGAAUCCUAUAACGAAUAAAGCUGCUACCCUGGCAUGGAAUACAAUGGGUAGAAAGGGGAAAGACAAGGACAAAUUGGGCCGUUCGCAAGAUCCGGAGACUGACAGUAGCACGACCAACUUACCUGGUGAGAAGCCCAGCUUUUCAGAUCCGUUCAAAGGGAAGCCAGUGCCUCCGAAUCCAGUCCGAUUUGAUAGCACAACAAGAACUCUAGUACCAGACGUACGACCACCGCGAAAAUCACCACCAGAUUUAUUGACAGGCUUGAACGGCUUGGUCGGGGCUACAGGUCAAUCAAAUGGAUAUCCUUUUCCUCCAACAGAUCCAGGUCAACCAGGUGCCGUUGCUGGACAUUCCUUUACCACUGCCACCAUGAAAGACAUGAUUGGACUUGAUUCUCCACUUAUACCGCAACCUGUUGAGCCUAAUUUCGGCCCAUCGUCACAACCACGACCAGCCGAACCUUCUGCUACCACGUUCUCACAGCUCAAGAAGGGACCUCCGCCACCUCCACCUCACUCAAGACCACCAGGUAAAUUUGAACCAUUAAAAUACCCGACUUACCUCCAAGAGUAUCCUGAUACAAUUGCCAAGAAAGGCAACCCAGACAACCUACCGGUACCUCAACGUAGGAGACCAGCUCCCAGAGUAGAUUCGAACGCCGAUCUUUCAACCUCAUCAAAUCGCUUGCAAAGGAAACCUGUAUCUGCAAACACUUCCUCACCAAGACGUGUAGAUGAUAACAAAAAGUCACGAGGGAAGGAACUUAGGCGAGUACACGGAGAUGAUACUUCGUCUCAGAGUGCGAAUGAUGAUACCAGUAACGAAGAAUUGCGAACUCGGCCUAAAAGAAAGCAAAAACAGGUGGUAUCGCCAAUACUUGUCGACCCUACAACCCCAACGUCUGAAGAGUCUAAUGACUCUGCCACGGAUAGGGUCAAGAGUGCAUGGGAUGAGAAAGUUAAACAUCUCAUGAAGAAUUUGCCGAAAGGAGUUGAUGAAGGCGCUGCUAAACAGAUUUUUAAUGAGAUUGUAGUUCAAGGUGAUGAGGUACAUUGGGAGGAUGUUGCUGGUCUGGAUGUUGCUAAGAAUGCGCUCAAAGAAGCCGUUGUUUAUCCUUUCCUACGACCGGAUCUGUUUAUGGGCCUUCGCGAACCAGCUCGUGGUACUGGUAAAACUAUGUUAGCAAGAGCGGUCGCCACCGAGUCGAAGUCUACUUUCUUCUCCAUCUCAGCUAGUAGUUUGACAAGCAAGUUCUUGGGUGAGUCUGAAAAACUUGUCCGAGCAUUGUUUUCUCUUGCAAAAGCACUGGCACCAAGUAUCAUUUUCGUUGAUGAAAUCGACUCUCUUCUUUCUGCACGAUCUGGAGGAGAGCACGAAGCCACAAGGCGUAUUAAGACCGAAUUUCUUAUUCAGUGGAGUGAUUUACAGAGAGCUGCAGCUGGUAGGGAACAAACAGACAAGGAGAAGGAAAGGGGGGAUGCUAGUCGAGUACUAGUACUUGCUGCAACAAAUUUGCCUUGGGCAAUUGACGAAGCUGCAAGACGAAGAUUCGUGAGAAGGCAGUAUAUUCCUUUACCUGAGGAUGACACCAGAGCCAAGCAACUACAUACUUUGUUGGGACAUCAAAAGCAUGGGUUGAAAGAACAUGACAUUGAUCAGUUGGUCAAACUGACCGAUGGAUUUUCGGGAUCUGACAUUACGGCAUUGGCUAAAGAUGCCGCUAUGGGACCUCUACGAUCUCUCGGAGAAAAGCUUUUGGAAAUGACCAUGGAUGAUAUUCGACCAAUGCAAAUUGAAGACUUCCAAGCUAGUUUGGUCAAUAUUAGACCAAGUGUAAGCAAACAAGGACUACAAGAAUUCGAGGAUUGGGCAAGGGAGUUUGGUGAACGUGGAGGUUAA